AUGGUGUCCUCAUCCCCUAGCGGCGACCCCUCUGACACAGAGGACUGCAAUUCUGAAACCAAAUGCAUGCUGAGCCUCUCUGGGGGCUGUCUCCCCAGUGAAGAGCCCUCGUCCUGUGAGGACAUCAUCCUUCCUGAAGACAUGACUCCCAGUCUACUUCAGGAUGACCCACAGCAGAUCUACAACCUAGGUAUCACUGUGCCCUGGGCUGACGACAAUGGCUUUGAAGAAUCAACUGCUCAUGAAAAUCUACAUAGAGGCAAAGAUGAAACAAAAUGUACUGAAGGAAAACUGGAUGGUCUUGUGAAACUGCUGAAGACAUUUCAGGGCUUUUACAUGGAUGAUGAAGAAAUCCAAAAGGAAGACAGUGAAAAUCCCCAAAAAACUCGGAGGAAGAAGAAAGAUGAGGACCGGGAUUGCCUCAAACUUACUCUGGCCGAAGACCUCAGGCUGAGCAGCUGUUCCCCUGCCCAGCUCACUCAUCAGGGACAUGAGGCAUGUCUAGACUUGCCCAUGUGCAAACCAUCAGGAAACACAGAUGUCAUCCCAGUCCCAGAGCUGCCUGUGACACUGAAGGGACAGGAACGUGCCGAGGUGAGCAGAGCUGCCUCCCAGAGAGCAAGGGCCAGGCCCAGUGGGGAGCAGACGGCAGUCGAGGGGAGCAGCAGCCACAAGUCAGGGAUCACAGAGUCCUCCACCUCCUCAGCACACCCAGAGGAUGACACCCCCAGACCACAGAGAACCUCCUGUCUGCUCGUGGGGCAGGCCUUCCACCGGCUGCUCGAGAGUCCUUUCCAAGAAAUGCAAAAGACAGGAUCCUGAGCAAGACACCAAGAGCCACCCUCAGCAGGCUCCAAAGAGAAGUCAAUGUCUAGAGGCAAAUGGAUCCAGCCUGAAGGACCCCUUGAGCUGUUAGGACCACCCCACAUCCCCACAUUUUCCCACUACGUGCUACCCCAUCAUCCCAAAUACACAUAGUUGAUAUUUCUCAAUAAAGCACAUGUUCUUAAAAAAAAAAAAAAAAAAAAGCACAUAUUCUUGUCCCCUGUGUCUGCCUCUUCCAGCAAGUCAUCUUCACUCAGGCUCAGAGUAUGCA
This is a messenger RNA of Heterocephalus glaber (naked mole-rat), 1096 nucleotides long. NCBI's taxonomy places the organism in Eukaryota, Metazoa, Chordata, Mammalia, Rodentia, Bathyergidae. The record is from RefSeq and is a predicted model, not a curated record.